AUGAAGUCGAAGCAGGCGCCUCGCGCCUCUGCCAAGCAGACAACAUCGGUUUCCAAGAUGAAUGGCGGCACGACCACCAAGGUAAUCACCACGUCCACCGCCUCCCCCUCCACUUCCGACUUGGACGAAGUAGCAUCUCUGUUCAACACCAUCAAGCAGACCAAAGUGCAGAAGCACGGCAAUGCCUCUGCCGCCCAGCUCUCAUCCCUGCAGAGGGGGGCUGGGGGAGCAUCGAUGAAGGUGCAUAAUAUUAAACGCUCGUCAGCUGACGCUGGAGCGCCUCGUCUGUCGUCCUCGCCGGGGGCUCAGGCGAAACCUGUUCGCGAUGGACUCUACCGCGCCCCAGAGAAGUCGGUGCAGAUGAGUGACAACCAGUUCUUCAGCGGCACUUGGCUGAAGGAAGACCGCACAGCCGCGACCACUGCCGUCGCCACCUCUGCUGUCCCAAGCACAGAGUCUCCCGAGGCGUCCGAGGAGUUGCUGCGCAGGGAGGGGGUGGAUCGCAUCGUGUCCAUGGACGAGCUUUCCAAGAUGCUUUCGCAUAACUCCAGGGCUGGCACCACUCCCAAUUGCCCGUUCGACUGCGACUGCUGCUUCUGA
This is a messenger RNA of Leishmania mexicana MHOM/GT/2001/U1103, 600 nucleotides long. RefSeq lists its product as hypothetical. Bases 1 to 600 code for a protein of 199 amino acids. Lineage: Eukaryota; Euglenozoa; Kinetoplastea; Trypanosomatida; Trypanosomatidae. The transcript has a single exon. The record is from RefSeq and is a predicted model, not a curated record.